UUUUAAAGUGCAAUUAGUGUUGAAUUUAGCAGUCCAUUAACUUUUCUGUCACUGUUGUUGACUUUCUAGGAGGACUGACUAUAGCCGUAUAGGGAUUAAGUCUACUAGUGAUUCACCUGACAAAGAUCUCUGAUCUAGACUAGAUCUUGAAAUCUAGAUCUACAUUUAGGAAUAUAUAUCAAUAAAGGGUACAAGAAAAUGCGUUUAUAUUUCAUCUUGCUUAUCUUGUUGGUUGUUAUUGUCUGUUUAACCGAGGCCGACAAAAAAAGUAGAAGGCGAAAGAAGCCAAAAAUUGAUGGAUUAGAACUUGAUGUGGAUGACAACAAUAAAGCAAAUGAGAAAGAUGAUGAUGUCAACAGCAAUGACGAUGAAACAAAAGACAUGGAUAAUAGAUCUCGAUAUUCCAAAAAGUACAGGAAAAAUAAAUUCAGCAGGAAAGGCAAGUUUGAUCAGAGGAAUCAAAUGUCAUGGCUAAACAUAAAAAAAGGCUCAGACUGUGAGAUCAAGUGUUCUAGGAAAAGUGUGUGUAUCACUGGACCUAUUGACGACAAACCUAUCUGUGUUAGCAAGAAAGAUUUAAAGAAGAGUUUGAAACUGUUUCAUCGCUAUGAGAAGCAAGAAAUGAAGGCUUCAAAAAAGUUUAAAAAGAAUAAGUAUAAUCAUGCAGAGGCUGAGAAAUACCCUGCCAGUGAUGAGAAAAUAGACGUUGAUGUUUCCACUGAGGUGUCUGAGGUAGACAACGUGAAGCCUGACAUGCAGAAACCUGUCCUGACAGGCAAAGUGAUACCAAAUAGUGAAGAAAAUGAAGCAGCCUGUACUAGCAAGCAGUUUUCCCAAAUGAGGUCUCGGAUGAUGGGCUGGUUCCAUUUGUUACAUGGUCAAGAUAACCAGGCCAGACAAAUGCACGGAGGCAAUAUCAAACACUUUUACAAGCAUGUGUCAGUCAAAAAGGAAUUGAGAGAGUAUGAUGGUCACAAAUGUGAGUGUCUGAAGUCUGCCAUGUGGCAGUUCCAUCAGAUGGAUAAGAAUGUGGAUGACAAGCUGAACUACACAGAGAUGUCAAUCCUCGAAGAGAACAGCAUGGAACCAUGCAUGAAGCUCUACCUUUCAACCUGUGAUCAUGAUGGAGACUCACAUCUGUCAAGCAAUGAGUGGUGCUGCUGUUUUAGUAAUGUUGUUGCUCCUUGUUAUAAAAAAGUUGAUGAAAUCAUGAAAUCAGGAGAACCAGUGACUUUCAAACCACGAUGUGACAGAGAAGGCUAUUACAUGCGAGAACAGUGCACCAAUGAGAAGGAUGGAUCCUAUACCUGUUGGUGUGUGGACUACAACGGGAAUGAAAUCAAAAGCUCUAGAACUCAAGGUCGAGCCCACUGCAGUAAGCUGGCUAUGAAUGGAAGUCCAGCCAUCAAGAAAUCUUGAGCUCAACAUUCAACUGUAACUUGACCUAUGGAUCAAGAUCUUCUUGUUGACAUUUCUUGUGACAUUUCUUUAUUAGAAAUUAUUUUAUUAUUGAUACCAUUUAAAAACAUUGCAAAUAUUUUUGUAUCUAUUCAUAUUUUCAAAAUCUGUUGGCAUUUCAUUCAAGAAACUUUUUAUUUACAUAUUUUGUUUUAGAUACUUCUGUUACUGUAAGAUAAACAUGUGUAGGACGUAAUCAUCUUCUUUUUUGAAGUAACGUCUGUAUUUCAUAAGAUAAGAUAUUAUUGAAAAACAAAAUGGAAUUUAUUAUACACCUCUACUUUUACAUUUAAAUGAUCUCUUAUUGUGAAAAUCAAAUUUGUUGUCAAAUUGGUUGAGUCCUAUUAGAUAAUACAUUUUAUUUUGACGUAGCCAGAGUUAUUUUUCAUUCCAUUGUGAUUGCAAAAUGUUUUCCCUCUAACUUCAUUCCAUAGAAAUAUUUAGUUCAGUGAUCAGGUGAUGAACUAUGCUAUCAUUAGAAUGUAAUUAAGAAUAGGCCAAAAAAAAAAGGGUGAGAAUAUUUUAAAAACAAAAAAAAACAGCUUAAUUUAGUACAAAUAAAAGUUUAGGUGAGACCUGGCAUGAGCAGUGGUUAACAAAAAUGUCAUGUGAUAAAUACAAUGAGAAACUUUACUGACCAGUUCUAAUAACUCCAAAAGUUGAAUGCUUUCUGCUCCUCUAAAAAUGACCCAUGAGAACUGGCUGAAAGUCUGGGUUGAAAUAUCUCAGUUUAUCUAGUUUUAAAAAAUGAGUAGCGGUACUUGGUGGAUAAAUCAAGGCUGCAGAUGAGAACUUCUCUUGCCCUGUUAUAGGGACACCUAGAUCUCAUUGAGAGCUUGACUUAGUUGAACAGGGAGCAUUCAUUGUACAUCUUUUUGUUUUUGCCAACAUCAAGAUUUAGAAUAUGGACUCACAUAGAUGAUUAUAUAUAUAGACACACACAGAAAUGUAACAUUGCUUUAAUCCUCCAUCUUCCAUUGAGUGAUGAAACAUCUCCCCUAAUCACUACUAACACAGCCCAUUACAUAGUAUAACUGAAUUAUUAAUAAUAGUAUAAGUUAUAUUAUUGUUAACUUUUUCUAGUUGUUUCUUGUAUGCCAUAUUUUGCUUACACUAAAGUAAACUGCUAUACAGAGAGAGUUGAUCCUCUCUUGUAUUUAAUUGAUGUCAUCACAUAAGUUUGUUUUCUUAACAUUAAAAAGUAAUAAAAAUUGUUUUUUUUUUAAGUAAACACGAAAAUGUUUAUAUUUGACUUUCACCCAUACAAAAGCAUUAUUGGUGUUUCUGUGUGUUCUCUGUGCUUACUAGUCAUACAAUAGUGCUCUUUGUAUUAGGCAACUCUUGCUAUAGUGUCGGUGGUGUUUGGACUUCAUUGUAGUUCCAGAUGUAUAACACCUUGUUCCUAUAUUGAACAUUGUGCAUAGGUUUUGUGUGUGAUUCAUACUAAAGAAUUUCUUUUUUCUUUGCUUUAAGAAUUGAUUUUUUAAUUCUCAAAUUGUAUUUUUUUGUGAACUAAGACGAUUGAAAUACAUGAGUGAGUUACUAUUUUCUCUAGUUAUUGUAUUUUAAAGAAAGAGUUAAGAAAAGAAUGUAAUAUUGAACUCAAUUUCACACUAGUUUUGAAUGUACAUCAAUGUACUCUCACUCAAAAAACCUAAUCCAAAAAGCUUUUCUUUUCCUUGAUAUUACUCAAAUAGAAAAAUUGUAUCAUUUACAACGAAAGCAAUUAAUUUUUAAUUGUGAACUUGAAUUUGUUUAACUCCUGUUCUGUUCCGCCAUGAUAUUCAAAGCUGUUCAUUAAUGGGAAUGUUUUCCUUGUCCAGAUUUAACUUUUAGCUUGAAGCGUUCUUGUAUAUUUUUUGUUUUUACUUAUUUCUGUGAAUCAAAAACUAGCUGACUCUGUACUUAAAGCUAUUGCUGAAACAAAACCAAUGUUUACUCUUUUAAUGUUAUCUAUUUACACUUCUAUACUCUAUAUAUAUUACUCUUCAUUAAAGAUAGUUUAAUUAAUUUAAAA
This is a messenger RNA of Biomphalaria glabrata, 3475 nucleotides long. Its product is annotated as testican-1-like. The transcript is spliced from 10 exons. Gene Ontology annotation, molecular function: calcium ion binding. NCBI's taxonomy places the organism in Eukaryota, Metazoa, Mollusca, Gastropoda, Planorbidae. Bases 199 to 1419 code for a protein of 406 amino acids. The record is from RefSeq and is a predicted model, not a curated record.